GGUGUAUAUAAUAAACAUGGAUUUUUCACUUGAAUCGUCAAAAGAAAAAAGAAUGCAGAUGAAGAAAAUAACGGUGUGGCUUUCGCUGUUAGUUUUGGGAGGAUGGAGGAUUCCCAAUACAGAAAGCAUUGGAUGCCCAUAUGAUUUCACAGUGGCGUCACGCAUGAUCCCGCCUUCCUGUUACCAAAACAGCACGGAGCGGGUCACCUCCCAAGGAACCUGCUGCCUGUACGCCUUCGCUUCCUUUGUCUUCGCAAUCUCCCGCCAUGCCAAUCACACAGGGGAAAUUCUCCUGGACGACGCGGGUUCGAGUCGCUGCACUGACGAAUUCGUGCGCUAUGUCCGGUCGAAGGGGCUAGUCCGCUCCACCGUUUUCAGCAAUUCCUCUGCCUGCCAGAUCGAUCACCUGACCUUCACUGCCAACGCAGGGCCAUGCAGGUACGCCCAAAUGGCGCAAAUUUGGAACACCGUCGACCUCCGUAAGGCCUUCAUUGCCUGCAACGGCCCCAAUCUCAGCAGCUCCACCGCCUGCGACAACUGCCAAAGCCAAGUCAUAGAGAAGGCCAGGAAACUCUUAAAAAUAACGAAUUCCGAGGAGUUUGUUCCCUGUGAAAUAGCCGUAACCAUUGGGUUGUGGGGGCCGAAUCCUCAAGAAAGCCUCUUCAAUUCAUUUCUUCUCUGCUUAACGCCGGUAAUGCAGUCGGGCGGUGGCGGCGGUGGCGGCGGUGGCGGAAGCAAGAGGAAGUGGAUUCGAAUCGGCGUAGGUUUGGGGGUCGCAGCCAUUGUCGCAAUGCUGGUGUUGCAUUUCGUGACGAAGAUGAAGAAAUUCUUCUGCUCCUACGAUCAAUCAACUGCUGCCAGCAGAGCGGAGGGUUUGAAGAUAUUUACCAUGCGCGAGAACCAGUGGGAGACGGCGAGAUUCCACUCUAACCACGUGCUCGGCAGCGGCGGCUCCGCCAAAGUAUUUCUCGGCAACCUCCCUAGCGGCGAAUUGGUGGCGAUUAAAUGUAUAUUCAACCUGCAGCGGCCGCAUGAUUUCGAGCGAGAAGUGACGCUUCUAUCUCACCUCGGCCACCCCAACCUGACGGCGUUGCUGGGCUACUGCGAGGAGGGAAACAACCGCAUUCUCGUCUACGAAUACAUGGCUGGUGGCGACCUAGGGAAACUUCUCUCACAUCCCCCCAACGGUCACAUUCUGCCAUGGCACCACCGGUUGCAGAUCGCAGUGGACUGCGCGAGGGGGCUGGAUUAUCUGCACCACGAAGCUAUUAUCCACCGUGACGUGAAGCCCACGAAUAUUCUGUUGAAUUCGGCGGGGCAGGCCAAACUGGCGGACUUCGGCAUUUCCAGGCUCAUCGGCGUCGACUCCACGCAGGCUUUCACAGAAGUGAGGGGCACUUGCGGGUACUGGGACCCAGUGUAUUUUUCUGGUGGGCAACUAACCAGAGCCAGUGACGUGUACAGCUUUGGCGUGGUGCUAUUGGAACUCCUUUCCGGGAAGAAGGCCAUCUUCACAACGCCGUCUGGCGAGCAAGAGAAUCUUGUGAACUACGUGCUCAAUAGCAGAGCAGAUCGUCCGCACAUUAGAAAUCUGGUGGAACCAAGGAUUGCAGAUGAUGAAUUUGCGGCUAAUAUCCAAUCUAUUGAGACUGUGCUGAAUGUUGCGUGUCAAUGCGUUUCUCCUUCCACAUCUGAGAGGCCUUCCAUGGCGGACGUGUUGAUGAGGCUCACUGAAUCCCGGAACACGCCCCAGGCUCCCACCACUAUUUGUAUCCGACAGGCAACUGAAGUGUCCCAAAUUGGGGGACAGGAGCCAUAGCUGUGCGGCGCGGGGUCACAUAUGGUUAUGUCUUUAUAUCCAUUGUUGUUAUGGCCUCUAAGUAAUAAAGAACAGCAGUGGAAAAAGGAGCUGAAUUGUUAUGGCCAGUUAGGAAAUAAAGAAUAGCGGUCUAAAAAGAUAUAUAGAAAGUGUUAUAGUUUGUUUACAUAUUUUGUAUGUAUGUCUAUCAAGACAUUUAUAAUUAUUAAUAUAUGGUUUCUUAUG
Molecule: messenger RNA, 2044 nt
Organism: Cryptomeria japonica (Japanese cedar)
Lineage: Eukaryota; Viridiplantae; Streptophyta; Pinopsida; Cupressales; Cupressaceae
Product: wall-associated receptor kinase-like 1
Exons: 1
Coding region: 17-1819 (600 amino acids)
Biological process (GO): protein phosphorylation
Molecular function (GO): ATP binding; protein kinase activity
Source: RefSeq, a predicted model, not a curated record